UGAUUAUUUAAUUAUUUAUUUAAUUCAAAUUAUUAUGAAACUCGGACUCGAUUGAAGUUGAUCACAUCACAGCAUCAGCAACAGAAUUAAUUUAAAGAGCUUGCAGUAUGUCCCGUUAAAAUUAUUAUUAUAUUUAUAAUUUCAGAGAUGAGCACCUCAUUCGGGGUUCACAUAGGGAAUACUUCCGCUUGUAUCGCGGUUAGUAAAGAGGGGAAAACGGAUGUCGUGGCUAAUGAUGCAGGAGACAGGGUUACCCCGGCUAUGGUUGGAUUCCACGACAACGAGAUAAUCGUCGGUUUGGCCGCUAAACAAGGCAGGAUACGUAAUCUAGCGAACACAAUCACUUGUAACAAGCGAUUGAUCGCCGGCGAAUCCAUAACGGACUCUCCCGUCACAAUUGUCCAAAAUGAUGACGUAGUAAAAUACCAGGUGGAUUUUCAAGAAAAGGAUUUCUUUAUUUCUCCCCAAGAGGUUCUGACCCAUAUAUACAAGUAUAUGCAUGAUAUUGCCGCGUCUCACUGCGCUAAUGUUGACGAGAGUAACACUGUGAUUACCGUCCCUCUGGGGUUCUCGGAGGAGCAGCGGGAGAUUGUCAAGAAAAGUGCAACUGCUGCUGGAUUCCGGGUUGUACAGGUUGUUAAUGAACCUGUAGCCGCUUGUUUAGCACAUGGAAUAGAACAAUAUCAGGAUCGACGUUAUGUCUUGGUGUAUAGAGUAGGAGGAUCUACCAUGACCGCUACUGUGCUGCUUGUCAGUGGGGGCUGCUACUCAAUUUUAGACUCAUCGGAAAUCAAGACUGGAGGUGCUGCUGUUACUGAGGUGCUGGUUGGUUAUCUCGGAAAAGAAUUCAUGAAUAAAUACAAGGAGGACAUCCUCUGCAACAGGAGAGGUCGGGUCAAACUUGCUGUAGAGGCCGAGAAAUGUAAACACGUUCUUUCUACUUUAGACACAGCUCACUGUUAUGUUGAAUCCUUAUAUGAUGGAUUAGAUUUCUCAACUAAUGUUACAAGGGCUAGGUUCGACAACGAACUUUCAAAGGUUGCUGUAGAGUUGAUAGCUCCUAUCUCUGCUCUUCUGACCAAGUGUAAUCUUACUACUGCUGAUAUAAACAACCUGGUCCUGGCUGGGGGGACAACUAAGGUUGUAAAGAUCCAGAAGCAGCUGGCCAGUAUGUUCCCUGGAGCGGAGAUGAGUCUCAACAUUUCUCCGGACGAAUGUAUCGCUAUUGGAGCCGCAGUUCAGGCCAGCUUGAUAACGAAGGAUGUUACUCUGAGUGGAGCAGUGAAAAUGUUGGCGGUAUCCCGAGAUAUUCUCGCCAUAUCGCCGAUAUUUGACGGCGGUAAAUCCGUCCUGGUCUACCAAGAUACGGCGAUUCCACUUCGAAAAUCCAUACCGGUGCCUCUUCCGGCGGAUACGGUGGAGGUUUGCGUGAAGAUUGUGUAUUCACCGGAUACUGAGUUGGCGGAGCUGAAACUAGCGGUGGAGAAACAAUCCAAACUUUAUCUAGGUGUUCAUGUGCACAGAGACGGCAGUUCUCACUUUACUCUCACAGACAAACAUACGGACAAAUCCACAGAUGCUCUUCUUAAGCAACACUAGAUUUAACAUAUAUUAAUAAUUUCAGAA
Messenger RNA from Eurytemora carolleeae, 1626 nucleotides. Its product is annotated as heat shock 70 kDa protein 14-like. Gene Ontology annotation, cellular component: cytosol; nucleus. Bases 148 to 1599 code for a protein of 483 amino acids. Gene Ontology annotation, biological process: protein folding. The transcript is spliced from 12 exons. Lineage: Eukaryota; Metazoa; Arthropoda; Copepoda; Calanoida; Temoridae. Gene Ontology annotation, molecular function: ATP binding; ATP-dependent protein folding chaperone. The record is from RefSeq and is a predicted model, not a curated record.